Didymosphaeria variabile is the source of this 618-nucleotide messenger RNA. RefSeq lists its product as uncharacterized. The transcript has a single exon. The record is from RefSeq and is a predicted model, not a curated record. The coding region runs from base 1 to 618 and encodes 205 amino acids. NCBI's taxonomy places the organism in Eukaryota, Fungi, Ascomycota, Dothideomycetes, Pleosporales, Didymosphaeriaceae.
AUGUCCACCGCAGCCCAAGCCCUCCGCGAAAAGCAAGCGCCCAUCAAGGCCAAUUACCGUAGCGACCCCUCCUCCGCCUUCGUAACGCUCAAGUCCACCGGCAACCUCGACUCCUCCUCGAUAACAUGCAAGCUCUCCACCGGUGCCGCAGUCAAAGAAGCCUCGCGCACAGCAGGCCUCCACCCCAAAGCCGGCGGCGAUGACCCCAGCAUAUCCGGCGAGCUCUGCUCCGGCGACAUGCUGCUAGACGCCCUGGUGGCUUGCGCAGGUGUGACACUUAAAGCUGUUGCGACGGCCCUCGGCAUCCCAAUCUUAUCGGGCACUGUGACUGCGGAAGGCGAUCUAGACUUUAGAGGCACGAUGGGGGUGGAAAAGACAGCGCCCGUGGGGAUCACGGGGAUACGGAUGGGAUUCGAUGUUGUUUUCGGGGAGAGGGAGGACAAGGGACAUGUUACGGAGGAUGAGGUGGCGUCGCUGGGGAAGUUGACGGAGAGGUAUUGUGUGGUGUUGCAGACGUUAGUGAAUAAGCCUGAGAUUAGCGUGAGGGUGGUGGGGAGGGGUGGUGAAAAGGAAAGAGAGGGAGUGCAGAGGGAGUUGAGUUGGGGGCAUAAGGCAUAG